UAGGCACUACUGUAUUACAAAUAAAUAAUAAGUAUGAUAUGAAAAGCAGAACUCUCUCUAAUAAAAUUAGUUUUAAUUUUUCCUUGAGGUAUCAGAGAGUGAGUAUUCAGGCGUGGGAAUGACCUUCAAUUUUUAUCAUCAUAGAUCUUCAUACUCCACAUUUUGGCCUUAGUUACUUAACAUGUACUUAAAGUAAACAUCUGAUCAGUCUCCAUAAUGCCACAAUAAAAUGACAACUAAAUUGUAAAUAUUUGAAAACCAUAGGUUUUUUUAAAUACAUUCCUGUUUCCUAUUGGUGUUUAAAGGAAUUAAGGACUCAUGUUCAUACAAAUAGAAUUGCCCACAUUUAGAAAUGAGCCACUAUUACUACUAUUAAUUAUAAUAAUGAUGAAUUAUUAUUAAUGUAGUGCAUUUAUGAGCAAGAGGAUUCUCUCAGGUGUGUGUUUGUUUUUAAUAGUGACCCCUCCAGAAUACCAGCCUCCUGGCUUUAAAGAGGGAGAGUCAGAGUUUAUCUUAUUCAAAGGCAUUCCUGUGCAUGUGAAGGUGGGAGAAAUAGAAACAUCUUUCCAUAUGUCAAAGCUGAAGAUUCUUAAAACAGAGGAGAGGAUAGAUUCAAUGGAUAUACCUGGUAUCCUGAAAGAAUGUCGAGAAGAUGCAGAAAGAGAAAAGGAACAGAGAUGGGACACUUUAGGAGAAUACAUUAAUACAGAAUAUGAACCACCGAGAUCUGAAGAGGAAUUUGUUGAUAAAUACCACAAGGUCAAUGAUGAAGCUACAAGAAAGAGGAAGAUAUCAAAGAAGAAUAAAUAAGGAAUGUAUGCAUGUGCAAGCACUUUGAAUUCAGUUAAGCCCACAAGAAGUAUUUUGGUUGCUUGAAAUAUACUGAAGAGAUUUUUAUUUUCAAACUGAAGAAGGAAUUUUAGUUCAAGCACCUGUUUUUAAAUCUUUUCAGUCUCAAAUUCUAAUAUACUCAGACUGUUUUUAAAGGAAAAAAGUAAUUUAUUUUAUUGAACAUUUAUAAAUAAAAGGUGUUAACGAAAAAAUAA
This is a messenger RNA of Gopherus evgoodei (Goodes thornscrub tortoise), 1046 nucleotides long. Its product is annotated as HORMA domain-containing protein 1-like. The transcript has 4 exons. NCBI's taxonomy places the organism in Eukaryota, Metazoa, Chordata, Testudines, Testudinidae. The record is from RefSeq and is a predicted model, not a curated record. Bases 415 to 810 code for a protein of 131 amino acids.